AAGAAAAGAGCGGUGUGAUGGCCGGUCCCCCACAGAGCCCCUCUUCCAGGCUGAGUCGAGACCUGAGCUGCACCAUCUGCCUGGAUCUGUUCAAGCAGCCCGUCUCUCUGCCCUGUGACCACACUUUCUGCCAGGCCUGCAUCUCGGCGUACUGGGAGGAUUCCCCCGCCCGCGCCUCCUGUCCCCAGUGCAGGGCAGUGUUCCCGGAGCGCAGCUACCGGCCCAACCGGCUGGCAGCCAACAUCGUGGAGGCCUACAGCCAGGAGACGGGGCAGGCGGGCCGCGCCCCCCCCUCUCCGGCUGGGCCGCAGCCGCUGUGCUGGCGACACCAGGAGGAGCUCAAGAUGUUCUGCGAGGAGGACCAGGAGCUGGUGUGCCUGGUGUGUGGGCUGUCCCAGGAGCACAGGAGCCACACGCUGGUGUGCAUCGGCGAGGCCGUCCGGAGACAGCGGGCAGUGCUGGAGGGCUGUCUGGCUGCCCUGCGGCAGGAGGUGCAGGCAGCUCUUCAGUGUGAGCAGGAGACGGAGGCAGAGGUGAAGAAGCUGAAGGAGCAAACGACGGACAUGAAGGGUCGCAUUGAGGCGCAGUUCGGCGAGCUGCACCAGUUCCUCGACCAGGAGGAGAGGAUGCUGCAGGUGCAGCUGAAGACGGAGGAGAGGAGGGCUCUCAUUCAGCUGGACGAGAGGAAGGCCGUGCUGAGCCUGGAGGUCUCCCGGCUGCAGAGGGCCCUGGGGGAUGUCGAGGAGAGGCUCCGGCAGCAGGACGCUCAUGUGCUGCUCACGAAUGUAAAGCACCUUCUCAACAGGCCGCAGGUGAAGUUUGAGAAACCGGAGCCAGUCAGGGUUGGCGUAAGCGAGGGGAGGUUCGCAGGGCCUCUGCAGUACAGAGUGUGGAAGAGCAUGACAGCUGUCAUUCACCCAGCUCCUGCUCCCAUUACUCUGGAUCCAGACACCGCCAACCCCUGGCUCAGUCUGUCUCCCUCUCGCAGCUGUGUCAAGUAUGAAAACCAUUACAAUUCAUUGCCGGACAACCCAGAGAGGUUCAACCCUGCCUUGUCCCUGCUCGGCUCUCAGGGGUUCACCUAUGGGACGCAUUACUGGGAGGUGGAGGUGGACAGCAUCACAGUGUGGACAGUAGGUGUGGCUUGCGAGUCUGUGGCCAGGAAGGGGGUGAUCAAAGCUUUGCCUGCAAAUGGCUUCUGGACUCUCUCAUUGUCAUAUGGGAUUCAGUACAUGGCAGGAACAGCACCACCAACCAUACUGUCUCUGGAAGUCAAGCCCAGCAAGAUCGGAGUCUUCUUGGACUGUAAGAGGGGGCUGGUGUCGUUCUACAAUGCGGAUGAUAUGAGCCACGUCUACACCUUCAAGGAUAAUUUCACAGAGAAGCUCUUCCCCUACUUCAACCUGGGCUUCCUGGACAAGGCCAUCACCAACGAGCCGCUGAAGGUGUUCCUCCCGCAGGUGUGACGAGGGGCGGCCAGCCUUUUUCCCUGGUCCCUGUUCCUUUUCUUUUAUGUUAGCAGACAAGAUGUUGUACCCAAACCAAGUCCGUUAGUAGCUGAGUCAGGAGCAGUGGUGAGCAGCAGACCCAGAUUUGAUUCAUAGUUAUCAGCCGCUGUCUCGCAUACCUCCCCCGUGUGUGUGCUGUGUGUGACAGUGUUGCUAACAGGAACAGGGUGCAGCUAGGUAGCACUAAGCCCUCAAUAUGUUGCAAGUGGGUGGGAGCUUUUCUGUAAAGUUCACUUGUGGUGCUUGGGACUCAGUGGGGAUCCAUGGUCUCCAGAAUCAAUGUGUCCUGCAAGUAUUUUUGCCACCUUACAAAACAAAAUAAAAAAUGUGGGACUUGUUUUGAGGGGGGGUAGGGCUGGUUGUAGUGCAUGGGGUUGUGGUGCAGUCUUUAGUUAUUCUCUGCAGGGGCUCCCAUUUGCAGUUACUGUAUUUCUCUUCUCACAGUAUUUCUGCUACAUGUCUGCUUUCUUUGAAACCGUACUCCAUUCUCAAUUCCUGGAACAUCUUGGCUGGACACAUGGGAUCAAAACCUAGCCAAUCUGAGCCAAACACUGGACAGGUGGAAACCCUGUCUGGCAUUUUGUGAAUAUUGUGAAGAACCCAGCAGCUGCUAGAAUAAGACUGCAGGAAAUGCUAUUAAUUAAGGCAGGCAUACAGGUGAUGUACAGAAGCCCGUCAGCACCCUGGGGAUGUUUUGCCUGCCUGUCUGUAGCUUGUAAACUUUUGAGAGGUGUUUGCUGUGGCUAUUAAUACUGAUAUUGUCAAUGUACUGUACUGUGUGAAUUUCUGAGAUAACUUUGAAGCUACUAUACUGUAUUCACCAGAGAAGAAAAAGUAUGUGCACGUUAUUUUGGAUACUUCAUGUUAUACAUUUAAAAUUAUCAUAUAUAAUUUUAGAGUGAGAUUUUAGUGAACAAAAUUUCACAAGUACUUACAACAUUCUCUAUAUGUGAAAUAAUGCCACAGAGACUAUUAUAUAUUGCUUAUGCCGAUUCCUUUUUUGAUGUUUUAAGUUUCCUGUAUAACUAUUAUUAAAUAUUUUACAUACUGUUUGAAAAAUGUAUCUAGAAUUGAGGUUGCAGAUUCAAGUAUUUGGUUGGUUCCAAUAAGAAAAACCACAAAGAAUGUGAAAGUGAACUUUUUGCUUCUUGAUGUGCAAAUACUUCAAUAUGAAAUGAAAUUAAAUUCUACCUUGCUUAAAUCCAUACUAAUACACAAAUUCAUAUUGGUAUCGCCCACCAUUACGCCAGAGCCCAGGUAUGAGUGUGCGGCCUCUGGUGUAAUGGUGGACAAGACAAAAAGGAGAUUCAUUAUCAGUUGUGCACAUUAACAAUCAAUAAGAGUUAGCAAACAGGCAGUCACAUUGCAAGUUGGAUGUAAACACUAAAAUACAUUUAAAUAAUAAAGUCAAUAUCUAUUAAAAAA
Molecule: messenger RNA, 2933 nt
Organism: Lepisosteus oculatus (spotted gar)
Lineage: Eukaryota; Metazoa; Chordata; Actinopteri; Semionotiformes; Lepisosteidae
Gene: trim69
Product: tripartite motif containing 69
Biological process (GO): protein ubiquitination
Cellular component (GO): cytoplasm
Molecular function (GO): ubiquitin protein ligase activity; zinc ion binding; protein binding
Source: RefSeq, a predicted model, not a curated record